This is a messenger RNA of Lingula anatina, 5933 nucleotides long. RefSeq lists its product as uncharacterized. The record is from RefSeq and is a predicted model, not a curated record. Gene Ontology annotation, molecular function: actin filament binding; phosphatidylinositol-4,5-bisphosphate binding. Lineage: Eukaryota; Metazoa; Brachiopoda; Lingulata; Lingulida; Lingulidae. Gene Ontology annotation, cellular component: actin cytoskeleton; cytoplasm. Gene Ontology annotation, biological process: actin polymerization or depolymerization; cytoskeleton organization; actin filament severing.
AGUCUGGCAGAGAAGAUGAAACUUUUCUCACAGAAGAUUGAAGAAAAGAAGGAACCAAAGAGCAAGAAACCAUUGCGUCCUGAUGCGCCAGUCACCAGGCGGCGAAUGAGAAGAUUGGGUUCAAGGUUUAAGACACAGCCUGUUACUUCAGAGGAGGUAGAGAAAGCCAGCACUUCUAGGAUAUCACCCUUGGCCAUUACCUUCAUCAAGCCUCCAGAUCCAGAAAUUCUGGCUGGUCUUCCAUUGAGUGCCCAGAGGGAUAUUAUGGUCCAACACGCUGGAGCAGUUCUCUCUGCCCCCAACUCACAGCCCAACUCACAGCCCAACUCUCAGCCUAACUCCCAGCCCAACUCCCAGCCUAGUUCCCAGCCUAAUUCACAGCCUGGUUCACAGCCUGGAUCAAGAAGAAGCUCCAUGUCAGAUAACAAAGCCAAAGGUGUUCUAGGAUCCAGAGAGUCAUCCAUGUCUGAAGAAUCGACCAAAGAAGACCCCAGACAAAUUCUGAAACAACUUGAAAAAGAAAUAACAGCUGGGAGAGAUGUUAAAGGGAAGAGCAUCCUCAAGGAGUCUUCCAAGGGUGAAACAACCACCCUGGAGACUGGGAAAGGCAUCCUUAAAAGUGCCGCACCAACAGUGACCAGUGCCUCUGAGGACAGAAUGAUGGCGCCACCGUCAGCAUCAGAAAUCACCAGAGGAAUUCUAAAAAGUGGUACAGAGAAAAAAUCUGCAGACACAGCCUCCAAAAGUGAAGUGGCUGAACCGAAAAGCAUUCUGAAAAAGGACAGCUUGAAAGAGACUUCACCUCCUUCUGCAGCAACAGAACCUGAGAAGGGAGUUCUGAAGAAAGAAAGCUCCUUUGACAAGUCCAAAGGUCACAUCAAGAGCAUACUGAAACCAGACUCCAACUUUGACAAAUCCAAAGAAUCGCUGUCGCAUCCAGGUGUUGUUCACAGCAACGGUACAGAAACCAAAGAGGAAGAUACGUCAUUGUCAGAGUCUGACCUGGAUACUCUUGUGCAGGAAAACAAAAAUGAUGUAUCUGUUGUAAAAGCCGGAGACCUGGAUGACAUCAUUCAAGCCAACGAGCACGUGAAGACCCCGAGUAAAGACACUCCACCCAGUAAGAGAAAGGAAAGGAAGGCUAACGAGAGGUAUAAUACUUUGGGGGCAUCAUCACCUACGCCAGAGAAAUCUCCCAAGAAUCAGAGAAAGAUAAAAAGCUACACACAGGAGCGGCACAAAACCCAACCCAUCACGGACGCUGAAAAGGAAGAAGCUGAGAAAGAGGAGGAGGGUCUAAAAGUCGGCUCCUCUAUUAAAGAAAGACUUGCCUUCCUGAAGAAGAGUGGCGAUGAGGCAUGGAAGAAGAGGAUAGGGAAAGAUGUUGGUGGGGAAGACUCCCCAGUCAAGCUGCGCGACAGACCAGCCCGCCAGGGUCUUGAUGUCAAAGAGAACACGGGCAGCAUUGCAGACCGUCUCAAUCAAAUUGCUAAGUCAUCUCAGGGAUGGAAAGACCGAGUAGAGGAAAAAGAUGUUGACCAAUUUACAGUGGAAGGAAAAAUCAACAAACAAGGAUCCAGACUUACUGUUCACGACAGUCCGCUCCUCCAGCGCAAGAAGAGAUCAUCUCCCAGAAGCUCCUCUUUUAAGUUACCCAGAGAGAAGCAAGACGACUCCCUUGCCUCUUCCACACCUCGGGCUCCGCCUGCCCCUGGGGCGUUCAAGCUUCCUCCCCUACCCAAGCAUACUCCUCGAGCUUCUGAUGACGCUGAGGAUGAGGAAGGAGCAGGCAUAGUUAGAUUAAGCACUGUGAAAGAAGAGUCUUCUGCCACUACUUCUGCUAAUACUAGAACUGCUGCUACUUCUACUAAUACUGGAACUGCUACUACCAGGCAGGGUAGAUCCUGCAAGGUUCAAUUUGUUGGGUCUUUGCAAUGGAGAGAGACAGAAACAGGUAAACUCCAGAAAUCAUUCACAGUAGACGACCCAGAGCAUGCCGCGGAGCAGCAUAAGACAUCAGAGAUGGGGGUGGAGGCCAAACAGAUCAAUAAGGUGCAGGUGCCCCAGGCAGACGACGAAACUUUUGAUGCAUUUUUCCAAAAACCAGCUCAGACUAAAGAAGAUUCUGAGAGUGUGCGGGUGUCUGUGGAUGAUUUUAAUGAGUUAUUUAUGGAUGCUGGAGAAAUAUUACAGACAGCAAAGAAGGCUCGUCCACAGAGGCGCAAGGCAGGAUCGAAAAACCCGCUCAAGUCUCUGGCUGCCAGGAAAGACAUCCAGUCUGAAUAUAUCGAGAUCAGGACAGACGUCGCUGAUAGAGAACUGAAGAGGGUAAAGAGACAAGCAAUUGCGUCAGAAGCAGGGUUAGCAGAAGCUGCCCUGGCAGGUUUAGCCAGUACAGAAGACUUUGCUAAGAUUGCCCUGAAGAAGAUGAACCUGUCCCAGGGGGCUGUCACCCCAGGGGGAAUGGGCAGAAUGGACCCCUAUAAAUCUGUCAUGUUACUACAAGUGAAAGGUAGGAGACAUGUUCAGACAAGGCUGGUGGAACCUUGUCCGCUGUCAGUGAACAGUGGCGACUCCUUUGUUCUGAUAGUGGAUGGCUCUGUGGUACACUGGACGGGAGAGUAUGCCAAUGUCAUUGAGAAGGCCAAGGCUUCAGACAUUAGUACUUACAUAGUUCAGAAGAAGGACCUAGGAUGUAAGAAUGCCAGAGAUGUGGGGAGUGUGGACGAGAAGAAGCAGCACCUGGGAGCUGGGAAACUGUUCUGGAAGACUCUGGGAGGCCAGGAUGAGUACACCAUGAGUGGUCCCCCAGAAGAAGAUGAGAUAUAUGAACAAUGUAUGGUGCAGACCAAUAUGAUCUACAGGUUUGAGGAUGAUUCACUGGUGCCGUACACAGAAUACUGGGGGAAUGUCCCCAAGUAUGAGAUGCUCAACCCAGAUCAGAUAUUUGUGUAUGACUUUGGCCCAGAGAUGUAUGUCUGGCUGGGCAAGAACAUGCCAUUUGACAAGAGAAAGAUUGCCAUUAAGCUCGCCAGACAGAUUUGGGACCAAGGUUACGAUUACUCUGAGUGUGACAUCAACCCUUUCUCUCCUCUCAGAAGUGAAGAAGAUGGCGGGGCUCCAGCCAAAGCUGAUAAACGCCCAGACUGGUCUCUGUUUGGGAAGAUUACUCAGAAUAUGGAGACCAUUUUGUUUAAAGAAAAAUUCCUAGACUGGCCUGAUCCUGCUAGAAUUAUCACAGUAAAAGGAGCCGACACAGACAGUAAGACUAAGAAUGAGCCAGCUGUAGAAUUGAAGGCGUAUGACGCGGCGGUGAUGGUUCCUCUAGACACCUCUCCUGUCACCCUGUGUCUGGAGGGACAGAAUGUGGGGCGUGGCUUAAACUGGGCUGAGGAGUACGAAGGCCUGUGGAGAGAGUAUGACAUCUUGACUCUUGGUUUGGCCAUGUGGCAUAUUCUGGAGUUUGAUCAUUACCAGCUGCCUGAAGAGUGUCUGGGACAGUUCCACAACCAGGACACGUACGUGGUGCGCUGGCAGUUCUUGGUGGGACAGAAAGGCAUGAAGAACCUGAAGGGAGGCGUAUCUAACAGACAAUCCAUGACAGGCCGAGAGAGGUGUGCGUAUUUCUUCUGGCAGGGCAAGGGUUCGACAAUCAGUGAAAAAGGGGCCUCGGCUCUGAUGACAGUGGAGUUGGAUGAAGAAAGGGGACCACAGGUAAGGGUGACAGAAGGCAAGGAGCCUCCAGCCUUCCUGAACUUGUUUGAAGGCAGGAUGAUAACAUACAUCGGCAAGCGCGAGGACGAGUCCACCAACACUCAGGGAUCAUGGCGGCUUUACGCCAUAAGAGGAGAGCUGGAAACUGAGACAAAUUUGGUUGAGGUUCCAGCCAAAGUAGAAUGUUUGCGUAGUCGAUCUUCCCUCCUCUUGCUAAACAUAAAGACUGGGUAUUUGUAUGUGUGGCAUGGGUGUAAGUGCACUGCCAAUACCAGGAAGAAUGCCUUAGCAGCUGCUCAGAGACUUAAGAAUAAGUGCCCAGUGGAAGUGGGUCUCCAUGAGAAGGCCUCCAUCGUGAUCACAGAGGUAGAGGAGGGCAGUGAGAAGUCCAGCUUCUGGGCAGGCUUGGACUGCAAGGACAGGGACAAAUAUGACACCUUGCUCAAAUCUCCAGCCAAGUUUGACUACACCCCCCGUCUGUUCAACAUGACCAGUGUGGCUGGAACAUUUGAGGUGUCAGAAGUGCUCAAUCCCUGCAGACAUCCAGAUUAUGUGUCAGCAUUCCCUUUUAUACAGACAGAUCUCUACAAACACUCUCAGCCAGCAUUGUGCCUUAUAGACAACAAGACAGAGAUAUUUCUGUGGCAGGGCUGGUGGCCAGAGGGGACAGAGGAGGACGAGAAUGUCAAGACAGGGUCAGCUCAUGCCAGGUUUGAUGUAGACAAGAGACUGGCCAUGGAAACAACACUGAAGUACUGCAAAGAAUGCAAUCCCUCUUCCCCUGCCAAAGCCUACUUGGUGUAUGCAGGACUGGAACCAAAGCAUUUUGUCAAUCUCUUUCCCUACUGGGAGUACAGGGAAGAUGUCACCAGCCUGAAUUUGAAGGAGGGCUUCGUAGAUGGUCAGAUGGACAAUAUGGAGGAGUCAAUGACAGAACUGUGUCGAAGCCGCUACACCAUGGCGGAACUGCAGGAGCGCCCUCUGCCAUCAGGAGUAGAUCCUCUGAAACUAGAAUCUUAUUUGUCUGAUGAAGAAUUUGAGGAAAUUCUCCAUAUGACAAAAGAAGAAUUCUACAGUUUACCAAAGUGGAAACAAUCAGAUCUCAAAAAGCCAGCCGGAUUGUUUUAACUGCUGAAACAUUUGUGGAUAGAGUGCAAUACAAAUUUUCAAGACAAGAACAAUGAUAUGAAAUUUUUAACAAAAUUUCCUUGUUAAACUGUAAACAGGAUAAUGUGAAAAUAAAGUUUUGCUCAAGACAGAUACUUAAAAACAAUGUAUUAAAUUUUCAAAGGUUCUUAGAACUCUGUUAGUGAUGUUGAAAUGUAAAGGAAGCCUUGAAAGAAGGUAGAACAGAAACAGUUUCUUCCAACAUAACAUUAGGUGCUCAAAUCCCGUCUUCAUUUCUUCUCAUACAAAGCCUGAAAUAUUGAACUUUGCUUGUAAAAUCUUAAUUGACCUCUUCUUGAUGAUCUUUGUUUAUAUCAGUUGUUUUCUUGUUCAUUUGUACAGUUAAUAUAUUGUAUCAUUAUUAUUUUUUUCCAUGACAGUGGUAUACUGUAUAGUCUCAACUGUGAUGGUGGAAUGGUGUUGUUGCCAUGGUUACCAGUGUUAGUGAUAUAUUUCAUAGCAACAAGAAAUGUACACGUGAAACUAUUAAAGUUUUUGUAUAUAUGUCAGAAUGUAAAAUAUCAUGUUGAACGCUGUAUAUUAAUCAUUCAUAUUCUCACCUUUUUUGUCCUCACGUCUCUAAAAAGUUGCUUUUUCUUCUCUGUGUUCCCUGCUCUUAUGUAUAGCCAUUAGUCAAGACAGUUAACGUUAAAUACUUGUAAUUAUAUAUAUAUUUAUAUAUAUAAGAAUUUAAACUUAUAAGGUAUUAUUUUGUACAUAAAAUCAUCCAUACAUCAUAUUAUACUUUGGUAGAGGCUAGCUGGUAUUUUCCUAACUAAUUUCCUAUGAAGGACAUGAUAACAGUCACUUUUGCUCUUUAAAUUGAAUAGCUCUGGUGCAAUGGUUUCUCUGUGUCAUUCCUCUCUGAUACAGAAAAUAAAUUGUUAUACUUUCAUGUAUAAUUUAAUCAAAGGGAAUUGCUUUGAAGUAACACUCAUAAAGCCCCUGUUGUUUAAGAAAAAUUGAGCUCAUUAGGAGUCUGUUACUUAGGUUUUAAACCAAUUGUAUGUUUCUAUAUGCAAAAAACUCUUUGCUAAAUAAAAUAUGCUAUG